UUGAGCUAAACCAUCCACAAAAUUUGAGCGUUACUUUGCUGCAGAAUAUUACAAUACCAUUGCUUUAGAAACUAAGAAAACCAAUUCAGUUUAAAUCUGAUUUUUACUGAUUGUGUUGAGGUUUUAGGAAUAAAUUGCAUAAAUAGAGAAACACAAAAUGUUAUUCGCACUUUUCCUUAUACUGUUUGAGUUUAUCUUAUCAUCUCGAGCAGUUCAGACUUUGUUGAACAAAACAGACUCUCUCAACUCGUCUUCUCUUAUUGCGACUGUGUUGGGUGGCCACAGGGUCAUCAGGAGGGACUUUUACGUGCAGGUGAUAAUCAUGAGGGGCCCUGAUAUUAAGUCCUGGUGUGGGGGCUCAAUCAUUGCACAGAAGUGGGUACUCACAUCUGCUCAUUGUGUAAACGACAUAGAUACAUCAGAUAUUGUGGUGAGAUCUGGUGACUUCACAAACAUACAUGGGACAAAACUGAAAAUUGAAGUUGAUAUUGGAUAUAUGGAACCCGAAUUCUCAACCAACAAAAUAUGGCGUAUGACAAACGAUGUCGCCAUUCUCAAAGUGCGCAACCACACGUUCGCUUCUCACCAAAUUUUACCUCCUUGUCCUUUCUAUGUCACCGACUGCACUAUUCUCGGCUUCUGUGGAACGGGAAGUACCCAUUCCAACACACAUUGGGCUCCAAUUUCGAACGAGCUCAAAGAAAUUUUGCUGUUCCAAAAAGCACCCAGGUGCUGGGACUUCCUAACGGGAAACCGACCAGAUCUAUUAUAUACAAGGAGGCUGCAUGGUCGUAAUGUGGACAAUAUUUAUUACGGCGACAGUGGGGGACCUCUUUACGUGUUCGGAGAAUUUCCUGAAAACGAACCAGCAUGUGUUUAUGGAGUGGCUAGUUUCUUUGGUGGCCUAACAUAUUACGCUUUUGGCAAGAAAUGGUUUGACUGCUAUAUUGGAGGAAGUUUCUUCACAAGUGUGCCUCACUUCUCUAGGUGGAUUGCAGGGAUGAUUUUUUAUGAGGAAAAUGGUCAUUUCCAAGACGAAGAGUCACUAGACUACCAGUUAGCUAAUUUGUAGAACUUCAUAAACACUGAAUAUACAUUUUUCAGCCGCGGUGCUUCAAAAAAAAAUGUUUUUUUUUUCAAAUCGUGACUUCAUCAAUGUACAGUGCUUGGAACAGGCCAAAGUAAGAUUAAAGCUUGGCCUUAUUUGAAUACCAUGUUGCAACCGUGGUCAAAUUGUUAUGACUAUACAAAGACUAUAGUUUAUCCUGAUUACUAGAGUCAAAUUAUUAGGUUGUAGUAACCGCGCGAUCUCAAGGACCUUGCUUCAGCUCUUGUUGCGGAUAUAUUUGGUAGGAAUAUUAAAUAGAAAUGGAAAAAAAGUUUUUUUCUUUUUUUGCUAUCUUCUUUUUUUUUCUCUGAACUUAUCAUCAAACUCUCAGUAGCUGCGUAAUGUACUCUUAUUCUAUCCACUCCGUUCUCGUAUUUUGUAUAAACUAUUAGUUUGAGUUUGAUUAAAUAAUGUUCAAAAAAUAUUAUACAUAUAAUAUUAUGGAAAGAUAACUUCUCUUUAUUUUUCGUUUCCGUACCCUUAGUCAUAAAACAGUUUUCUUUUGCAAUGUUCUGUGGUGCCAUUGUAAUUA
Molecule: messenger RNA, 1640 nt
Organism: Symsagittifera roscoffensis
Lineage: Eukaryota; Metazoa; Xenacoelomorpha; Acoela; Convolutidae
Product: chymotrypsin-like elastase family member 2A
Exons: 5
Coding region: 158-1072 (304 amino acids)
Biological process (GO): proteolysis
Molecular function (GO): serine-type endopeptidase activity
Source: RefSeq, a predicted model, not a curated record